AUGAAGUACUCGGAGAUCGUCGCUCUUUCGGCCCUGGUGGCCUCCGCUGCUGCCAGGCCCGGCCUCCACAGCAGCCCCCUCACCCGUCUUCACGCUCGGGACAUGAAGAUGCGCCGUGAGGUACCCCAAGAGCAGUCCCACCGCAAAUUCCUGCUCAAGACCCAGGAGAUGCUCCAACUCGACAACCCUGAUGAGAUCCAAGACCCCGUCUUCGGCCUCCUCGGCAACGAGGCUGCCGCUGACGGCAUUGGCUUGAUUGAGGACGCAGACUGCCUUCAACAAGCCACCGCCGACCAGGCCUUCACCAAUGCUGUUGCUGCUGGUGAUCUCGAUGGUCAAAUUGCCGCCCUGACCUAUCGCGCUCUUGAGCGCAACACUGGCUCCGUUGGCCUGGCCUCGGUUGCCUGCACCGCCAUCGAGGCUGUGAACCCUGAAAUUGCCAUCCUACAGCAGCACCAGGACCCUGCCUCCGAUGGCGCCGCCGAGAUCAACAAAGAGAUCACUCUUAACUUGGCUGCUGAGAUCGCCAAGCUCGGUGGUGACCCGCUCCUAGCCCUCGAGUCCGGCACCUUUGAGCCUGGCGAGCUCGGCGACGAGACCGGCGCCGGCAACACCUGCAACGACGAGACCGAUGACGAAGGCUGCAUCUUCACCGAGGGCCUCCUUGUGGCGGAUGCCUCCGAAGAGGAGAUUCUCGCGGCUGUCGCUGGUCAGGAUGCAGCGGUGGUAGAGCAAGAAGCUGCGAAUGCUACGCUGGUCAACGCUGCCGAAGUCGACAAGAACGAGGACAAGGACGACAAGAAUGGCAACGGGCGCGGCAACGGACGGGGCAACGGACGGGGUAACAGGAACAACAACAAGGAUCUGGACGAGAAGAAGGUUGGCCUCAACAACGCCCAGGCCCAGAAGUUCAAGGACCAGGCUAUUCAGGGCAUCAACCUCAACGACAUCAACCUCCAGGCCAACGCCUUCAUCAACCAGCAGUUCUUUUUGGACCAAGCCCUCUUCCAGCAACAACUGAUCCAGCUCCAGCAGAUUGACGCCAUCCUGCUCGCUCAACAACAGGCCCAGCUCUUCAACAUCCUGUUCCAGAACGCGUGGCAGCAGAUCGCCAUCCAGCAGUUCAUCCUCCAGCAGCAGAUCCAGCAACAGCUCAUCAACCAACAGGUCUUCCUGCAGCAGCAAUUCGCCUUCCAGCAGCAGAUUGUCGGCAACGUCGUGCAGGUCGUGUCCCAGCGUGUCGACAUCAUCAGCCAGAAUGUCAACGUCGUCAACCUCGGCGGCUUCGACAUCUUCCAGCAACAAUUUGUCCAGCAGAUCGGCGGCCUCGACAGCCUGCAGCAGCUCCUCAACAUCGGCGGUGGCUUCGACAUCUUCGGCCAAAACAUCGAGUUGCAACAGCUCUUCGGUGGCGCGAACCAACUGCAGCAGCUGGUCAGCUUCUUCUAG
This is a messenger RNA of Cyphellophora europaea CBS 101466, 1449 nucleotides long. RefSeq lists its product as uncharacterized. The transcript has a single exon. The coding region runs from base 1 to 1449 and encodes 482 amino acids. Lineage: Eukaryota; Fungi; Ascomycota; Eurotiomycetes; Chaetothyriales; Cyphellophoraceae. The record is from RefSeq and is a predicted model, not a curated record.